This is a messenger RNA of Branchiostoma floridae (Florida lancelet), 6830 nucleotides long. RefSeq names its product SID1 transmembrane family member 1-like. Lineage: Eukaryota; Metazoa; Chordata; Leptocardii; Amphioxiformes; Branchiostomatidae. Gene Ontology annotation, cellular component: membrane. The record is from RefSeq and is a predicted model, not a curated record. Bases 146 to 2872 code for a protein of 908 amino acids. The transcript has 29 exons.
CCGGAAGUGAAAAUGGAGCAUUCAGAAUCUCCAUAAUGAGAUGCGGUUUGACGAUCCAACACUAAAACCUGUCUUUUAUUCUUCGGGACCAUGUAGAAACCACUUGUUAGACUUCAGGUAUACGUAGUGCGUAUCUUUUUAGGAAAUGGCCACCUCUGUGGUCUUGGUGGUCGCGAUUUUAACAGCGACUUCAACGGUCGAGGCGUCCGGGGAUGUGUCUUCGGGGGCCAGAUCGACCAGGGUCCGAAGACAAACCGGAGAGCUACGGCAAGAAAUACCCGCUCAGUUCAACCAAAUCUACCAGGGAUCCGUGUUCAACGGCACGGAGGAUAUCUACCGGUAUUCCUACAUGCAAAAUGAGUCGUCCCCACGUGCCAUCCGUGUGGAGGUGAAGAGCCAAGGAGCGUCGGAGGACUACCCUCUGCUGUUCGUGGUGCGACAACAGCGGGGCAUCCUGUCGUGGCAGGUGCCCCUCAUGAUCAGAGGCAUCUAUGGAUACGACAAGGUGAGCCGUACGCUGUGUCCCAUGGACCACCUGCAGACUGGUGUGAAGGACGAGAGGGAAACCGUGUACCUGGAAGUGUCGGCUGCAUCGCCUGCCGCACUUAACUACCGCGUCAACGCAACCAUUCUCACUGACUUCAGCUUGAGCACCGGACAAUCCAGAAAUUUUCUAGUAUCACCUUCCCAACCACAGUAUUAUGCAUAUAAGAUGCCCCCAGACCUGGACAUGGUGGUGGUGAAAGUUUCCUCACCGAGCAACCUGUGUGCUGUGUUCUCUCUUCAGCCAAUCAAGUGCCCAGUGUAUGACUUGGACCGAAACAUUGAGUUUGUGGGAAUCUACCAGACUUUUAUGAAGAAGGCUGCCAUCACGGUACAGAAGAGUUAUUUCCCCAAUGGAGAGUUCUAUGUGGUUGUGGUGGUAAAGGCUACGGAUUCUGACUGCACUGGUGAGAUGGAGACCAUACAGCCUGCAAAUCCUUCUGAUGAAGCAUUCGAGAUGCGGCGUGUGAAAGAAGUUACUGUCGUGGUGGGGCCAUCUAUCACAGAUUCCCAGUACGUGACAGCAGUGUUUGUGGGGAUCCUGGUGUUUGUGCUGUUCUAUGUCGUCACCUUCAUGGUGCUCUUUAUCCAAUGGAUCAGACAAAGGAAUGCAGAGCUGGAAGGAUUGGCACCAAGACCUGAGGAACAAGGUGGUUUCCAGAUCACUCAGCCAGCAACCAAUGCUGAGGCUCCCAUCAAUGCCCAGAGAACAGAACCCAACUAUGGAGCCACUGGUUGGGACAGGGUAAAAAUGCCAUCAGUGCUGGACUCUGCUUUCACAGAUGGACUGAGUCUUAACCACAUAACCAUUCUGGGCAAAAAGUUGUCCAAAAAUACCUCACCCAGCACAGAGAAAGAGGCAAACAUCUCGACUAAUAAACCAACGACUGACCCCUACUCCAUGGGAGAGCAGCCCAUCGAGACAAAACCUGGCAUCCCCCCGACCGACCAACCCAACGGUCCCCCCAUGCCCACCAACCCCCCUCCUCCCCGCCCGGCCCAGUCCAAGUCCUACCCCAAACCCCCCAUGGUUCACACCCUGUCAGACAGCUCCAUGGAGGAUGACAUUGACAUGCUGGAUGAUGCAGAUGAGGAUAAGGACAUCUACAGAACCAAGACCUUCCUGUAUGUUGCAGACCUUGCUAGAAAAGACCACCGCCACCUGAGUCAGAAGUACAACCUAUACAGCUGGAACCUGCUGACCAUCUCAGUGUUCUACGCUCUACCUGUCAUACAACUGGUGAUCACCUACCAGAAGAUGCUGAACACCACUGGCAAUGAGGACAUUUGUUACUACAACUUUUUCUGUGCGCAGCCUGCUGGGGACCUCACUGCUUUCAACAACGUGUACAGCAACAUUGGCUACAUCAUGCUUGGUGUCCUCAUUCUUAUCCUUGUCUACCGUAGGGACUACACUCAUCAGAAGAAGGUGGAUGCAGGGGACAGAUAUGCCAUUGAUUAUGGCAUCCCCAAACACUUUGGUCUCUUCUAUGCUAUCGGCAUUGCUCUAGUGAUGGAAGGGGUAAUGAGUGGAUGCUAUCACGUCUGUCCAAACUACUCCAACUUCCAGUUUGACACUUCCUUCAUGUACAUCAUUGGGGGACUGGGCAUGCUGAAGCUCUACCAGACACGACAUCCUGACAUCAACGCCAAUGCCUACGCAGCGUAUGCCAGCUUGGCCAUCGUUAUCUUUGUCGCUGUGAUUGGAGUGGUGUUUGGCACUCCUUACUUCUGGGCCAUCUUCACUGUUGUCUAUGUGCUGGCUAUCCUGGCCCUUACUGCACAGGUGUACUACAUGGGCAGGUGGAGACUAGACAUGGGGAUUUUCCAUCGCAUGUACCUCCUGAUCAGAACAGAUUGUUUGCAGUGUUCCAAACCGAUGUACUGGGAUCGUUUUGUGCUACUUCUUGUUGGAAACAUCAUCAACUGGUCGCUAGCAUUGUUUGGUGCGGUCGGCCAGCCGGAUGACUUUGCCUCGUUCAUGUUGGCCAUCUUCAUCAUUAACUUCCUACUCUACUUUGUAUUCUACAUCGUGAUGAAGCUGCGGAGUGGAGAGCGGAUUCUGUGGGUGACUGUGGGGCUGAUCAUCAUCACACUGAUCUGCUGGACACUGGCACUGUCAUUCUUCUUCAAGGGAGUCACUACAUGGGAGAAAACGCCUGCCCAGUCUCGACUGGACAACAAGGCCUGUGUGCUGAUGGGUUUCUAUGACGACCAUGACAUCUGGCACUUCAUGUCUGCCAUCAGCAUGUUCUGCUCAUUCCUGGUUCUACUGAUGUUGGAUGAUGAUCUAGACUACACCCCAAGAGACAAGAUUCCCGUCUUCUGAACACCGUCUGUCCUGAGAGGAGGUAUCAUGUACUUUAGAUGUAAUACCAAGAGGAACCAGCAGGUGGCAUCGCUACUCAAGAAGAUGACAAUGUGGUCAUCACGAAGAUGAUAAGCUACAGUUGUAGUGUAUUAGUACUAUUACUAUGUUAAGAUUAAAACUACACAAGACCACUGAGCUCAAGGGUAGUAUAGAAUUAGAACUUUUGGUCCACACCUUUUCAGCACUGUCGUCAUAAUGUGUGCAAAUUGUCUCGGAAAUUUUGAGCUUGUAUAAAAGUCAUACACCUUUUGCAUGGUGAACUAUCAAAAUAUGCAAAGCAUUAAAUGGACUUAAAAUACACUCUACAUAUAUUACCUUAUGAUCCCCUCCCCCCAAAGUUUUGCACAAGAAAAAUAUACAAACAUCGAUUAAGAGGUAGAUAUUUGGCAAAUAAUAAAACCAACUGUGCAACUUUUAACACCUUUGAGCAACUUUGAUACUCAGUUAGUUGUCUUCUAGCUUGACAAAUUCACCCCGUAGCUUUAGAAAGAUUUCUAGAACCACAAGAUUGCCUAUCCUACUACCCUCAACUUGGUUAAUAAUAAUAUGGAACUGAACAAACUGACAGCAUUUUUAAGCAAAGUCCCUGUCCAUGCAAUAAUGCUGAUACUACCACAUUUUUGUACAGUGCUUGGUUGAUGCAGAAACAAGAAUACUGUGUGCCAUUGCACUUUGCAUUGUAUCACCAUUUUGUAGCACCCUACAUGGAUAAAUUUACCUUGACAUAGUAAGAAACAUGAGAUAUUGACUCAUUCUUAAGUUUAGAGAAAUUUUGCCUCCCAUGUUUUGAGAACUUUGGGGGGAAGACACUAUCUCACACACACACACACAAAAAACAAUAUUGUGAGUGAUAUAAACUUUACCCUACUGCAAUCCAAGCCUUUCCUAGCACUGUAUCAAGAUAGUCUAUUUCCCUAUUAAGCAAUGCAAUACUUUUAGCUAUGCACCCCAGAUCUAGAGUCACAAAAUUGCCAAUGGAGCUGAAACAUUUUGGGGAAAACAGCUAACUACACCCCUUGAUUUCGAUAUCCAUUUUGAACACCUGGUUAGGACCUAAAAAAUUGUAUGGCUAGAUAGAGAAAAAAGUGCGUGGCUCAAUAGGGGAAAUAUGAGGUAACUUUACGACUCUACUGUAUACAAUAUGAGGGUAAGAAAGGGGUUGGGGGAAUUUUAGCUGAUAAGUUGUGUCAUUCCAACAAAAAGAUAGCCCUUAGCAAGAAUUUUACUGGUACAUGUAGUAGUAGGUAAGAAAAUAGGUAAGGAUGUUGAUUUCAAACAGAGUGAGUAACUAAUAACUUAUCAAUGUAUUUGUGUACAGUUUCUAUACAUACAAGCUGGAUGGUACAGUAUAGCAUGCUUUAAUAGCAUAUAGACAAAACUUUAAUGUACAAAUAGAUGCCACAUUGUUUUUGUUUUGUGACACUCAACAAAACCAAGCAAUGCGAAAGAAGAAGCUUGUUUCAAAAGUGUUUUGCUAUGGUCAUAUAGUCAAGAUGAAUUUCUUCAGAAAUGUCGUAGAAAUAGGUAACAGCGUUUCUGAUAUUGUUGACGAAGUUAACAACAAUUACUGAUACUUAUUCUACAAGGAGAUACAAUUUGGGGUGUAGAAGUAGCAAAGAUAACAUGCUCAUAGCAGAUGUUGGAUUAAGUAUUCAUGUGAGUUUUUACGAAAUACAUACAUGUAGGAAUGUUACGAAAUAUAUGUAGUCCGCUACUAUGGAACAUAUGAAUUUACGGAAAUCAUACGAAUUUUAUUGAACUCACACAGGUUUGAUUAUGAUCCUUAAUAAUUUGUAGGACUAGGCUCUUUUCAACAAAUUAGUAAGGAGUGUAUGCAGUCCAUGCAAUUUGUUUGAAUUCUGUAAAAUUUGUAUGUUUCUUAGUAAUGGAUCGUAAGAAUUGCUUGAAGUUAUUAUAUUCCUCAGUAGCAGAUAAUUUGUACAUGUGUAUGAAUUCUGUAAAAUUGGUAUGAAUUCCGUAAAACUAGUACAAGUACUUCCAAUAGACAACCCUGAACGUUCUGUCAUUUUUCAGUGGCAAACAUAAGGAAUAGCACACUUGUAACUACCCAGGAAUUCACAGUCCUGUAAGCUAUGAAGUUAAGCAUGUGCUUGUACUAUGUGUACAUUUCUGCAAUGUUCCCAAAAGACUUUCAAUAAGAGUUUACGGUUCUCUUAGGUCAUUCUUGGCGCGAAAGUCUCACAGAAGAAAUCCACAGUGCAAUCAAAAGAAUCUAUUUCAACUAAGAACAAAAAAAAGAUAUAACAUUUCAAGAGAUUUAACGGACAAUGUAUGUUGCAACGAAGACAAUGAUACGAUGAUAGCAUUUUAGAUGAUAUAUUAAAUCACUGUCGUGUAAUGAGAGAUAAUCAGGAUACGUACAGAAUAGUGCACAUGCUUGUUUAAGGCUUUUGAAGGGCUUAUUUGUCUAUGUUAUCUGUUACAAAGGUCUUUGCUGCUACAAUUGCGUGAUUACGUCUGUGGAAAGUGUGGUGAAAGUGUGAGUUGUAAUGUUAUGCGAGUUUAAAGGUGGAAAAACGAUACGUGGAAACAGUGGAUGUAAAUUUUCUUCUCUGUAUCAUAUUAUGAGUAACACAAGGGAAAUAUAUAAUGAUAUAUUAUAGAUGUUGUUGUUACAUAUAAUGUUACUUCUGGAACAUUGCAUGUAGUAGGAGAUAUCAGUGUGUUGUAUCCCAGGUAAAAAAGGUAAUUUCUUUAGUUGUACAAUUUGCACUUAAUUCCAACACAAAGGACACAAUCCCCAUGCAUUUUCAAUUGAUCACUACUCAAGUCAGUGCUGAUUCACUGCACUGACUUUCUGGAAACUAGAAGCAUGAUGAUGUCAUAAGUGAAUCAAAUGUGAUAGAAAUUUACUCCUAAUGUCAUCAUGCUUCCGGAUUUUGGAAAGUUGGCACAGCGAAUCAGAUAUCUGAUGAAGGUCGUCGAGAUCUUUGUUUUUAUGUUGGAACAAAACUGAAAUUGUACAACUAUGGAUUCUACCAAUGCAGUUGAGCUUUCAUUCGAAGGUAGCUUCUUUUUUUUUCAGAUUAUACUUACUUUUGUGUGUUACAUCAUGUAUCUAAGGGUUGAGUGCAAUGUUAGCUUUCAUGAUAUGUAUUCCUAAAAGAAUAUAUUGUCUGGAACUGUGGAUGUUUAUAUUUCGAAAUAUUUCUUUUGUACAUUGUACUCUGGCUAUCUCUUCAGCACUUUUUGAUGCACACAUUUGUAUAUGAAUACUGUAUUUCUUUAGUGUGCCGUUCUUUCAUGGGUUUGGGUAGAUAGUAUGUGUUUUCCAUUAUCAAUUGCUAUCAUGUGGAUGAAGGAUGUUGUGUGAGGGACAGAAGUAUUAUUAAAAGGGUUGUCCCAGUAAACUAUAAAUGUUUCAAUGUCAAACUUAUUCCGGGAUAAGAUCAAGGUUAAAGUAUGUACUCUAGCUUUUGUUGAAAACUUGUGAGUUAGAAGUUGCUGUCUUUACUGUAACACUAAUUCACCUUUCUCCGAGGGGUAACUUAUAUCUGUUACUUUUAUUGUAUUUAUGGUAUUUAGGGAUGUCAAGUCGACAGACAGUGGUUGCAAACUGCAGUAAAUGGAAAGAAUUGUAAUUUGAAGCCACCGUCUGCCAAAUUGAUAUCAGUAAAUACCCCUCUUUGAAAAGCAACGGAUAAAGGUUACCCCACGGAUAAAGGUCAAGUAGCGUAAUGUUUGGGGAAAAUUUUGAGAUACGUUGUAAGGUUGUUCUCCAAUUUGCCGACCCCAUACCACCGCCAAUGCUCUGUUGAACUGUUGUGUCCUUUGGAAAGGACGAAUUUUUUAUUGUGUCAUACAUUACUGUAUGGAGGUUUUGGAUAGUGGUAUGAAGUCUUAGUGUAAACUUUUCUGCUGCAAGAAUAAAAUGCAUGGAAAGCCUUCCAUCACA